Chaetura pelagica (chimney swift) is the source of this 1224-nucleotide messenger RNA. RefSeq names its product tripartite motif containing 59 (gene TRIM59). Gene Ontology annotation, biological process: cilium assembly. NCBI's taxonomy places the organism in Eukaryota, Metazoa, Chordata, Aves, Apodiformes, Apodidae. Gene Ontology annotation, cellular component: intraciliary transport particle B; cilium; centrosome. The coding region runs from base 1 to 1224 and encodes 407 amino acids. The record is from RefSeq and is a predicted model, not a curated record. Gene Ontology annotation, molecular function: zinc ion binding. The transcript has a single exon.
AUGCAUCACUUUGAGGAAGAGCUGACAUGUUCCAUUUGCUACAGCAUAUUUGAAGAUCCACGUGUUCUGCCCUGUUCCCACACGUUCUGUAGGAAUUGUCUGGAAGGUGUUAUUCAGCUGUCGAGCAACUUUUCCAUCUGGAGACCCCUGAGAGUUCCUCUGAAGUGCCCCAACUGCAGGAGUAUUGUUGAAAUCCCUGCUGCUGGCACUGAAGCCUUGCCAAUCAACUUUGCAUUGAAAGCUAUUAUUGAGAAGUACCAGCAGGAAGAUCACUUGGAUGUCACCACCUGCAGUGAGCACUACAGGCAGCCCCUGAACGUGUACUGCCUGCUGGACAGAAAGCUGGUGUGUGGCCACUGCCUCACCAUAGGCAAGCACAACGGCCACCCCAUAGAUGACCUUCACAGUGCCUACAGGAAAGAAAAGGAGACUUCUGGAAAACUUCUCGAGCAGCUGACUGAUAAACACUGGACAGAUGUGUGUUUGCUUAUUGAAAAGCUGAAAGAGCAGAAGUUGCAGUGCGAGAGCAUCAUUCAGGAGGAUAAGAAAGCAGUAGUACAGUAUUUUAGGAAGCUCAGCGAUACCUUGGAGCACAAAAAACAAGCACUGCUGGCUGCCCUGGAUGAAAUUAACACCCACAUUUUGGAGGAGUAUGAGCCUCUUAUUGAGAAAUUGAAAAAAAUCAGGGGAGAGCAGCUGGAACUGAUGUCACUGAACACAUCGAUUCAGAAGGAAGAGUCCCCGCUGGUUUUCCUUGAGAAGGUGAAUGAUCUGCAUCAACGUGUGAGAGCUUUGAAGCAGAAACAACUGCCAGAUGUUAAACCUGUGGAGAUUCACCCGAGGAUUGGGUACCUGUUGAAAGAUGUCUGGUCUAAAACUGAAAUUGGGCAGAUCAACAAGCUUCUCACCCCAAAAAUAGAACUGAUCCCAAAGAGGAAGUUACGCAGCAAAGGCAGCGGGAAGGAAGGAAGACGACCUAAAGAACUUCUCCAGGCUGUAAAUCCUUUGGCAGGCCUGCUUCUGUUUGUGCUCCUCGUGGUAACUGUGAUUUCACUGCACAAAACGGCCUCAUCGGUUGCAAUCAAAGCUAUUCCUGCUUAUAUUUCAGAAUUCUUGCUCUUUAUUUAUCGAGAUUUCUGCUUCAAUUUUCAGAAUGUAGAGGAUGUGCUGAUGGAGUUUUUAGGGAGAAUUGCUUCUCUUUGUCUAUUUCAACAAUUCAAUUAA